AUGGCGCAUCUGGCGGCCUGUGCGCCUCUCGGCGCUUGCACCACGAAGCAGAACGCCUCGCUGCGUUCGCAAUCGGCCCGCGUCGUGCCCCGUGCGCACCACGCUGACGGGGAGACGCAAGCAGCGUCCCCGGCGCUCACCAGGCGAGGCGCUCUGGCGGCCGGGAUCGCGGCGGCGUCGCUCGUUCUCGACGCGCAGGAGUCUGGAGCAGUCGGGUUCAAGAAGGAGCUCAAGGACAAGCGGCGCGGGCGCACGAGGAUCCCCGAGGAGGAGUACACCAAGGAGCUGCAGGACGGGGUCAAGUACGUGGACCUGGAGGAGGGCACGGGGGAGGUGGUGAAGAAGGGCACCAAGGUCACCGCGCACUACGACGCGUUCUUCCGCGGCAUCGACGCGUCGAGCUCCCGGCAGGCGCGCUUCCUGAACGAGAACAUCAACCUCCCGGAGCCGUACGACUUCGCCGCGGGCAGCGAAAUCAGGAUCAGCAAGUCCAAGGAGCUCCCCCUGCCGCCCCAGGCCCUGACGAUCGGCGUCAUCGGGAUGAAGCCCGGCGGGAAGCGCAUGCUGCUUGUCCCGGCGGACCCGUGGGGCUACGGCGACAAGGGGUACGCGGAGGUGCCGCCCGGCGCCACCAUCGAGGUGCUCAUCGAGCUGUUGUCGAUCGGUGAAGCGUGA
Molecule: messenger RNA, 675 nt
Organism: Pedinophyceae sp. YPF-701
Lineage: Eukaryota; Viridiplantae; Chlorophyta; Pedinophyceae
Source: the annotation of a GenBank genome assembly